AUGGCGGCUCCUGGACCGGGGGAGUAUUUCAGUGUCGGGAGCCAUGUCUCCUGCCUCACCUGUUUGGGGCAGCAAUUGCAGGGAGAGGUCGUUGCCUUUGACUAUCAGUCCAAGAUGUUGACUUUGAGUAUCCUUUUUACCAUUUUCUGUUGUCACUGAAUCGGUGGUCUUCAAGGCUGCAAGGGGCCUGGGGGUAACUGGUCGCUCUUGCCAAAUUGAGAUCCGCGCAAGCGUAGUCAGGAGACUAGCUAACUAGAUUAUUUGCUUACUCUUGAUCAAAACGUAGCUAACCACACGGUUUAAAUACUGUUCAGUUACUUUAAACCUUGUUACUACUUUCUAUUUCAAGACAGGUAUGGUAAGUUUAGAAUCGGCAUGAUCUUGAGUUAAUGUUUGUUGUUAGCUAGCUAGCUAGCUGGCUAUCGAAAUUGGCAUGGUAUUGUGCCAUGAUGCUAGCUAACUUGCUAACACAAGCUAUUGUGGUCAGCGUUAGCACAAACUGUCAGUCCUUGUAUGGAUCACUAUCUGGCAGCUCCAAGGGGCGUUAUGCCUGACACAUUCUUAGUAACAGUUAGCAUGUAGCUAGAAAGAGCUAACUAGCAGACCAGGCUUAGAAUUGUCUGAUGCUCUAAAACAAUGGUUAUUUAAAGAACAUUAUUGAUGGCUAGCCAUGGAGUGAUGUAGCUAGCUACCCACCCCUAGUUAGCUCACGUUGUCGAAACUGACACGCCAUGAUUCACCGGUGACAGUUUAGAAAGGUGUGCCUGUCAAGUUCUUGGGUAAUUUAGCAAGCUAACUAGCUAACGUUAGCUAGUAGUGAGCUAGUAACUGCCUACCUAGCUACUUUGACCCCUGUCAAGUGUUUUGUAGCUGACUUGAGAAAGACAACGUUAGCUAUAUGCAAGUUCUUAGCUGUAGCUUUAUUGGAAGAUGGCUAACGUUAGCUAGUUACUGUGAAAUCUGUUUAUGUGAAUGUGCGGACUUGGAUUUCAUUACAUGAGGGAUGUCGAUGGGAGAAAGCCUGGUGGAUUCAUUGCAGGCAACAUUUGGAGAAGGCAAUAAGACCAUAUACAAUCUAGGUUGGGUGAAGAUGAGGUAUUAUACACACCUCUUGCACACUAACUUGUGCUUUUAGCCCAGAUAAAUUGCCUUCCAGUCCUGCACAGGGCACCGCUCAGAAAAAUAGGCAGUCAUGAAAAGUGCAAGAUUUUAUAUGCUGCAGAACUCUGAGGAAGCCAUUUGAUUUGGACUAUUUGCUCCCACAGACAUGCAUUGCAGAGGACUAAUAAUUUUGUUUGCCUGGUUGUGCGGGUCAAUCUUCCACCUCUGCCUGGUAUAGGACUGAAAGGCCCAGAGUCAGACCACCCUGUGAUAGUGGAACUACUGCAGCCACGGCCAGGGGAAGGAAUGUGACAUUUGUGUCUGUCAGUCAGCAGUUAUCACACUGCAACAGCAUUGUGGAUUUCAACAGUGUGCAUUCCAUACCAUCACGCCCCGGUGGAUGUCAAACAGGUCUCUAUUACCUGGCUGGAAGGUAGUACUGCCUCAGAAUUCUGACUUUGCUCAUUUGAUCUUGUGAAUUUAGAGGCAUCUUAUCAAUGUAGUUGAAGAGUAGGCCACGUUUUUCUUUUGAAGAACAGAUUUACAAUGUUACGGUUGUUAAAUCUAGUCUACUUUUUUUGUGGAUGUUGUAGUGAGAUACAAAGAGGGUAUUUUCCCAAUGCUAGGGCCCAGGUCACAAGGGACAAGUCACUCUUCAUGAUGUGUAUCAUGUAGGCCUAUUCACUUGAGGUAGUUUGCUUAUGGAAGCACACAGUGUGACAUGUUUUCAGGGUGACACGAUAACAUAGUAUAGUGCAGGGGGUAAAUAAAGCUUCUAGAUCCAGUCUGUCAUACCCUCAUGGCAUGUUACGUUGUUUCCCUUGUGAGGCUGGUGAGGAGUCACUGAAAGGGCAAGAUAUCAGACAGGAAAUCCACAGCCCUCUAUUACAGUUAUGGAGGAAGUGCAGCAGCCAUAAAAUGAAGGAUUGUAAACCUGAAUGAGUUCAGCUCUGAGCACUUUACCUCUGUCUGCCUUGUAAUAGGAAAACUUGUCUGAACAUAGUAAAGACACAGGCCUUUUACUCAUCCAACCUGUUUUUAUUAGGAAAAUAAUUAGCUUGGCUCAGGUUUGAGGGUCUUUUCUGAAAAUCAGUUGAAGGGCAAGUUCUGUGCUGCCUUCGGUUGAUGCGUGAGGUCAGACUGAGUCUAUGAAUUUUGUUUGUCUGUCACCAGACUAUAAACCGUGUCUCAAGGGCAGUGAGCAGGCUGCUACUAGAUAAUAUCCUUUGAGCUUUCUUUAACACAGUUGGGUGUUCGUGAAGGCUACUCUUGGCAGUUGUGCUUAGUAUGCCAAUUUUUUUGUUUUCUGCCUAGUAGGCUAUUUUGCCCUCUUUCCCUCCACAGUAUUUCUGAUAUCCACAUGAUGAAUUGUGGCUCGUUCGUACCCAGACCCUCCCUUACAAACGAUGCAUUGGACUCUUUGUUAGCAGAGUUGAAAGGGGAUCUGCUGGUGGAAUGCAUACACCUCAUGGCAUCUUCAAUUCAAAUAUUGUAUUUGUCACAUGCUUCGUAAACAACAGGUGUAGACUAACCGUGAAAUGCUUACUUCUUAACAUCCCCUUUGAGAAGUUCUGAGUGGGCUAUUCAUUUUGUUUAGUUGCUGGUGGUUUGUUGUUUGACUGGUAAGUCCUUAGCUUAGUCUAUGUUUAGGACUUCUGUUCUGGGAUGUAACCGUCUGCAUUGUUUCUUGGGCAAGAGGCUGUUCCUGGACUGCCAUGGUGAACCCUGGACCUGUUUCCUAGGUUACAGGGAAGCAUGAUCCCAUGAUGUUCUGUUGUGAGGAGGCUGUUAGACUGCUGUUGAACUUAAUGGCAGAAUAGAGCGGGGGAAAGAGGAAGUUGUUCCAUCAGGGGAUCUCCAGCACUUGAAGUUGGACUGGUGCUGUGCUUUGAUUUUGUGUUCUACUAGAUUAGCAUAAGAUAUGCUCACUUAUUAGGCCUAUUUGGUCAGUGGUUCACUACUGAGUGACUAAAUUACACUAUUGUGACUAGUUCAAUAACAUAAAAAUGUUGGUGAUUUACCUCAGGUUUGGCAUAGCCUAAUGUUUGUGGAAGAUGUGAUAGAAUUAUGAUUCCAGCUGAUCCAUUGUCUCUCCCUCACAUUCAAGUCCUGCAUGUAUAUUUACAGUCUAAUGCUAACAGCUGCUAAUUUGACCUCCAUUCUGGAUGUGUAGUACAGCCUAUUUGCCUUGACCCACUGCCCUUUCAGAAUGCGCCCCCUCCAGUGGAAAGGCAAACGUCAGUGAUAUGGUUCUGAUUAACCUAGCCUACGUGUCUGAGGUGGACAUCAUUAAUGACCGCACUGAAACGCCUCCUCCACUAGCAUCUCUGAAUGUCAGCAAGGUAAGACCAGCCAAUCACCACUCCUCACACCCUCCUUGACACAUCUCCUUCUCAUACCAAGUAGUGAAGAAUCAUUGGAUAUCUGGUCAUUUUGUCAUUAGCUUUAUCAAUAACUCCUGCACUAACUCACUUGAUUCAGCUAAUUGUGGUUCAGAGUCAGACUAAAGACCAUCAUUAGGCAAGCUUAUUAUCCUCGUUGAAUCCGGUGUGGUAAUGCUGGGCUGGAACAAAAACCUGCACACCCGAUUGGUUUUCAGGACUGGAAUUGGGAAUCCCUGUCCCAACACAAAGAAAGUAAAUGAGUUGUAUAAUUUUGUGUGCUUUCACAUGUUGAUUGGAACCGUAUGUUUAACCUGAAUGGAUUGUUUGCAUAUUUAAAGAAUGAAUGGCCAUUGUCUUGCUCAAAAAAUCCUGAAAAGUUCCAUCACCAUAUCAUUAAACUUUGGUCGGCAUCAAACAAAACCCACCUUUUCCACAUUUAACUAAAAUGAUCAGUGAGCGGUUUCUAAUAUUUAUUUUGUAUUGCUAAUGGGUGGAAAUUCCUUAAAGUUCCUUUCAAUGCCAAAUACAACUAUUCUUUUUACAUACUUUAACUUCCAAGGGAAUUUGGGGUUUUCAAUUGAGAAUGUUGGCUAUUGUAAACAGCUCUAAUGUAUUGGUUCUCCUUUUCCAACACGCCUGCAGCUUGCCAACAGAGCACGGUCGGAAAAGGAAGACAAGUUAUCCCAAGCAUAUGCAAUUAGUGCUGGAGUCUCUGUGGAGGGCCAACAGCUAUUCCAGACUAUACAUAAAACGUGAGUAUCGUCUCUAAUACUGGGGCUCUGCUGCAUCCAACUAUAGAAACAUCAGUUAUUUACUUGCUAUGACGGUCCCCAACGGCCAGGAAAGGCUGUUUUAAAGAAAAUGAGCUACCCAAUGCAUUUAAAUAGUCUUGUUGGACGUUGAAGUUGCUUUCACUGAUUAAUUGACCAGUUUGAACGCCAGUCUUUGAUUCAGUAAUGUUUUGUUUUAAACCCAAUCAAAUAGUAUGCAUUCCAUUAUAACUCUUGGUUGUAAUGCGAUUGUAGUGUUGAUCCCUGAUUUGGCCUAGACUACAGUGUGUGACCUAUGAUCGUAAGUCUUACAGUACCAACACUGAUCGACCAAUUUCUAAUGUAAGCUGUUAAUUCUGUAAUGUUAUUGUUUAAUUUGUUUGUAUAUUUUCUUCAGCGUUGUUGCUGUUCGAUAUGCACCAUCUGCUGCAUGGAGGCAUCUGUCUAAAUGUGUGCCCUGAAACCUUUACCCUCAGUACCGUGACCAAAGGCGGCUACAGUGUGCUUUUUUUCAAAACAUUCUCAAUCUCUCUGUAGCAUCAAAGACUGCAAAUGGCAGGAGAAGAACAUCAUGGUGAUGGAUGACGUGGUCAUCGCCCCACCUUACCAGGUGGAGAACUGCAAAGGCAAAGAGGGUAGCGCUUUAAGUCACGUACGCAAAAUAGUGAGUAUGCCUUCCCACCACCACAACUCCCACCCUUCAUUCACCAUUGAAGAGAAUACAGGAAUGCCACUACCAGAAAGUUGUCCCAUCUUGUCCCCUGCAGGUGGAGAAACAUUUUAGAGACGUGGAGAGCCAGAAGUCGGUGCAGCGGCCACAAGCACAGCAAACACAGAAAGACUCCACUUUAUCAUCUUGAGCCGGAGGUUCAGUCCAGAUAGGGGGGGUGUGGGAGGAGGAAUUGGUUGCGGGAAGGUCACAAUGGAAAAGGAAGUUUGGUUUGUUAUUUUCUCUUCCCCUCCCUUCAACAUCAGACCAAGGCCAGCGUCCCCCCCCCCACCUCCAUCAGAGGUGUCCAACAUUUUGAACAGGACAAAAGGGGGUCCCAACCGAGAUGGAAAUAUCCAGCUCAUUUUUUAAGAUAAUCUAACAUAAAAGUAAUGUCAAUUUGCCACCAUUCCCCACCCACACUCUUCUUCUUGACCUCUUACCUUUCCUUCUGUUUCUUCUCUCCUCCUGCCAUCGCCUGCUCCUCACUUCCAUUUCACAGAGAAAAGUCACUUGAUUUCUACCUUUUCAUUGGUCGAUUUAUUUUCUAUUCAUUUUUUUGUAAAUUUCAAGAGUAGAAAUGUAUGGUAAGAGAUAAAGGACCUUUUCUAAUAUUGAAAUACUGUUUUAACAAGAACACUAAUUUUAAUAGCUUUCUUGAAAGCGUAUGGUUAUUUUUUUAACAGCUGACUGAAAGGAUGCCAAUAGUGAUGCGUGUGAAUGGGAUGAAUGGGAACUCUCACAAUCUUACAAACAUGCACCCAGUAGGUUAUUGAAAUGGCUGUUUUCCAUCAACGGGGAAACACUCAAAUUGUGUUAACAUUAUUAAUCUGACAUAAAAUAGACUUGAAAUACCUCCCCCAAAUUGUCCUUUCAUAGAAAAUACAAGUUGUUAACACCCAUUUGGUUCUAGAAGCUUGAACAGUUUUUAUGAAAUGCUUUCCUUUUUUGCAAUCAGACAUUACUGUCCACUUUUCCCAUAAGCUCUUGGUGCAUGGUCACACCUGAACUAAAUUUGCUCUGUUUUUUUGUGUAUAGUUUGAAGUCUGGCAAACUAAAGAUAAAGAGCAUGUGUUAUUUUAGAGUAGAGGCUGGGCUUUCUCUUUCAUCCUUGUCCCUCAUGGUCUUUGAUUCUACAAUACAGUACCUCUUCCACGAUGGGACCACAUUGAAAUCCAGCUCUUUUCUUACAUUCUCCAUCUCCCACUCCUAUUGUCUACCGACCAUUGCCACACUUUGGCAGGUGAAAUCUGCUCUUCCGCCCGACUCAAUGCAUUCCUCCCAUGUUCGAACAAGAAAAAACAAAUUAAUUAACUACGUUGGCCAAUAUCAUAUGGCGUGCCACUGAACCGUGUGCAAUGAGAUCGAUCUCAAUUCUGUAUGGGAUGCUUUGUAUUCACUUUUGGAAAAAAUGAACUUAAAGAUAUCUUGCCAUGUUUGAGACUGGGAUGGGGAGCAGGGUUCCCAGAUGGGCCAAAGGCCUUGAGACUGGGAUGGGGAGCAGGGUUCCCAGAUGGGCCAAAGGCCCCUAUCCCAGCCUUGUGUUUAUAACAAUGUAGCCUGAUUGGAGGCUCGGCCAGUGGGGUUAAGUUGUGACCGGCAUCCACGUUGUUUACCCGUCCACCGUGUGUCAACGAGGUUGCCGUUGCCAAGGUUUCCUUCCCAGUAUUUUAUUUUUUAUUUUUAAAUAGCUAGUAACAUGGAAAUAAAAAAUAUUUAGAAAAGAA
Coregonus sp. 'balchen' is the source of this 6691-nucleotide messenger RNA. Lineage: Eukaryota; Metazoa; Chordata; Actinopteri; Salmoniformes; Salmonidae. The record is from the annotation of a GenBank genome assembly.